CUAAUGAAAUGUAUCUGUUGAGGGGUGGGCGCCCGGUGUUGGGUUACAGCGCGGAAGCCCCUCCUUGCUCUCCGGGACAGAGAGAGGGGAUUGUUCGUUGGCGGCGGUACCACGGCAGCAGCAGGCCACAGCGCCCAACACGCAUGUUCAGUGGAGAGUCAAUGGAAGGAGCCCUCAGAUGACGGACGCAAACGUCUGGGCAUGACAGCCGCUGUCACCGAGAGUGACAGCUUUCGCUCUCUGACUCCGCACCUCGACUAGACCCGAGUGAAGCCCGCCAAAGAAGUGACACGGAGCCAGUCAGAACUAUGCCAGAGAUGGAAAAAGGGAGACCACCGGAAAAUAAACGCAGUAGGAAACCUGCGCACCCCGUCAAGAGAGAGAUCAACCAAGAGAUGAAGACGUUUGCAGAGAGCACCAUGAAUGAGCUCCUAGGCUGGUACGGCUAUGACAAGGUGGAGCUCAGAGACAACGAGGCAACCGAGAUACGGAACUACCCCAACCGAGAGAGACGCCAGCAGCAUGUCUCCGUCCUGAAAGAAAACUCAGUGCCGAAGUCCAAGAGCUUGAACAGCAAAGUCAGCCCCUCUGCACUGCCCAUGAGGAGUGGAGAGAGAGAAUCAUCCAGCGUCCCCUCUUCCACUUCCUCUUCCUUCCCCAGCUCCUCCUCUUUGACCAGCCCUAAGGAGCAUAAGAGCACUCCCAUAAUUGUCCCCCUUAUAAAGCCAUCUGCAGUGGAAGACGUGCAGAAUGUGCAGAUAGUGUGUGUGUGGUGUCAGAAGGAGGGGGUGAAGCGCUACUCUCUCUGUAUGGGCACUGAGCUGAAGAGCUUCUGUAGUGAGAAAUGCUUCGCAGCCUGCCGACGUGCCUACUUCAAACGCAACAAGGCCCGGGAUGAGGAUCUCAAUGGAGGUGAGCAAUCCCCCCAACACAUCCGUGCCGAUGAAUCACCCCGACUGGUGAUGAAGAUGAACAGCGGUGGGGCCAGAUCACUCUCGCCUGUACCGCAGGUGUGCGACUGGUGCAAACACGUCCGCCACACCAAAGAGUACCUGGACUUCGGCGCAGGCGCCGAACGGCUCCAGUUCUGCAGUAGCAAGUGCUUGAACCAGUACAAGAUGGACGUGUUCUACAGAGAGGCCAGGGCAGCUCUCACCAGCUCCAGCCCAGGCCCAGGAAGACCCACCCAGGAUGGGAGAACUGAGUCCAGCGGAGGGGGUCAGAACCAGAAACUCCUGACCCCCGAAUCGUGGAACAAUGGCGCGGGGGUCGUUCGGGGGAGGACCAGGUCACCCAAAGGGCCCAUGCCGAUCCACAGCACAGCGGCGGCAAGGACUGUGUCACCAUCUGAGGCGUCGUCCUCGUCCUCCAAGGUCCCCGUCUCUGGGCUGAGACACCUGGAGAGGCAUGUCCUGCCACCGUUGCCACCCCCAGAGGUGGCAAACCACCACCCCGUCGCCCCUCCUCCUCCUCGCUCCCCCAUGGAGCACCACCAGCACCACCACCAGGCAAUUCCUCAGAUCCCACUGCCCUUCAUCCGGCCCCCCCUCCACGCCCAGGGACUGACGAGCCCCCUUGCCAAUCCCCACAGGUGCCACCCUGGCCCCCCUUCCAGCCCCAUCAACCGGUCCACCCCUCACUCCCCCCACCACCCCCACCUCCAGCCCCCAUCGGCCUCCUCCAUGAACCCACCUAGAAUGCACUCAUACCCGGGGGCAUACUUCCCCGGCCUGCACUCCCCUCCAAUGAUGGGGCCCCGUGGCCCUGUGCCCAUGCCCCCUAUGAUGAACUUUGGGAGAUGGCCGUCCCUAGGCCCCUUCUUCCCUCAGCCCAUGGUCCUGGUUCCCUACCCCAUUAUUGUACCCAUCCCCGUCCCCAUCCCCAUCCCUAUCCCCGUACCCAUAUCCCCUAAGGCUUCCCCCUCAGACCCCCUAGGGAUCUCCCCCAUUGGGGUUAUCCAGCCCGUGCCAGAUGGGAUGGAGAAGAGGUGCUCCAGUGGUGUCAAACUGCCCUCUCCCGGGAGCUCUGUGCCAAACAGAUUAAAUAGAACCACCAACCAGGGUCUCCCGUCGCCCUCCGAACACCCCAAAAGGGAUAUCACAGAUUGGGUUAAAUCAGAGAGGCAGGCUCCGUCGCCCAUGACGACCCCCCACAGUGCAGAGUCCUCCCCCAGGGCUUGCUACGAUGCUUCCCCGUCUUCCACCUCAGUGAUUGAGGCACUGUUAGACUUUAAGCUGGGCCAGCAGCAGCAGCCAGAGAGACAGCUCAUUCAUAGAGUGCUCCAGAGGACCCCAGUCAAGCUGGAGCUCAACCCCCAUGGAAUGGUGGACCUGUCAAGUAAACGGGAGUCCAGAGCGGGGCAAAGCACCAGGGUAGUGGAUACCAGAGUGGACCACCACAACCACCACCAUGACAUUAUCAAACCCACCCCUCCACUAUCCCAGUCCCCCCCUCCCCUGCACGACACUUCCUUCCCCCAGAGCCCAAACACACAACUUCCCUCGCACACUCCACCAAUGACCAGAGGGGGAUGCCGCAGCCCUCCCUCUGAUGCCGCCACCUCCUCCCCCCCGAUGUCCCCAGACAUCCCUAACCGAACGACUACGUCAUCAUCCACCGACCCUGCUCCCAGCCCAGACUCCUCCCAGUCCCAGAGAGAGGCCCCGCUCCUUGGCCCUGACUCUGUCCUCAGCGAGCUGGAGGCGGUCAAAGAGAACAGCUGCUCCAAUGGCCAGGUCCAGGGGAGGGACCAGGGCCAGUUCCCUCCCCUCCCCACUAGCCAAUCAGAGGAGCCCUCGCCCAGUGCCGACCCUGAGGACCCCCACAUCCUCGAUGAGGACCAUGCCUAUGCCCUGCCCACCCCCACCCCUACACCCACCAGGACGGGCAGUUCCCCAGCCACCACCCACACCACACUCCUUCUGCCCAAGCUCAGGGACAAGGGCGCCCUCUGGAGCCCACCGAGUGUGGCAAGGCCUGGGGACAUGGAGCCUGCUCAGAAGAGACGGUGCCUCCGCAUCCGAGAUCAGAACAAGUAGAAGAGGGAGCGGUACCAGAUCCAGUGCCCCGCCCUCUUAUGGACAUCACCAGAACCAACGCCCUCUCUCCAAUCCAUUCCUCAGCCAAUCAGUCAGCCACCAGGGAGAUUGGCCCCGCCCUUCUUCUGACCACGAGGUGCCAAUCAAGGAAGCAGUCCAAUGGGGGAAGCAGCCCAAGAUGUGGAUUUCCAGUAUAUUCGCAGCAUCUUUGGACUUCAGAGAUACCUCCUUCUUUGAUCUCUGCCAUACUCCAUGAGCCUAUCAGAGCCCACUCCUCAACCCUAUUCAGUGGCUCUACACUAGAUGGUAGGCUACUAGGCUCCAAUCAUCAGCCUUGUGUGGUCUUCUCAGAUGGAGCCUGAACCUGAUCUCUUUCCUGGGGAAACGGUUUGUUUUCUCUGCCUAGCUCCACACAAAGAGCCACAUUGUUCCUCUCCCCCAUAUCCCACGCUAACUCCCCUACUCAGGUUUUGGGUUACCUGGCCGACGGGGGCUCAGGCUUCAGGAGGAGUGUCUUUUUUUUUGGUCUGAUUGAGGGCCAGGAAUAUGUGUGUACCCCCUCUCCUUCUUUCCUCUCCUCUCCUCUCCACCCUGUACCCCCUGCCCAAUUGCAGUAUACAGUACACACACUAGUCCUGAAGUGCAACUUCUUACACCAAUUGCUUGAUAACUUCCUCUUUCCCUCUUAUAUCCUCUCACGAGGGAUGAGGGUACACAAUUUCAGUUCAAGAAUUUAUCCUCUGGUAUUUUUCUGAACUAUUUUAAGGAGGGUUGGAAUUUACAUUUUUACAUUUUAGUCAUUUAGCAGACGCUCUUAUCCAGAGCGACUUACAAAUUGGUGCAUUCACCUAUAAUAUCCAGUGGAACAACCACUUUACAAUAGUGCAUCUAAAUCUUUUAAGGGGGGGGGUUAGAAGGAUUACUUUAUCCUAUCCCAGGUAUUCCUUAAAGAGGUGGGGUUUCAGGUGUCUCCGGAAGGUGGUGAUUGACUCCGCUGUCCUGGCGUCGUGAGGGAGCUUGUUCCACCAUUGGGGUGCCAGAGCAGCGAACAGUUUUGACUGGGCUGAGCGGGAACUGUGCUUCCUCAGAGGUAGGGAGGCGAGCAGGCCAGAGGUGGAUGAACGGAGUGCCCUUGUUUGGGUGUAGGGCCUGAUCAGAGCCUGAAGGUAUGGAGGUGCCGUUCCCCUCACAGCUCCGUAGGCAAGCACCAUGGUCUUGUAGCGGAUGCGAGCUUCGACUGGAAGCCAGUGGAGAGAGCGGAGGAGCGGGGUAUCUCCUGGAGCAAUGAAAAAGGGGAAAUUUUGAACUGUAAACAAUGUCACAUGAUAACAAAAGAGAGAGGGCGCAAGUCCCAUAUAUCAAUCUACUGAUAUAGCUGAGUUGGCAAGGGAAGUUUUGACUUGCCUGAGACUUGAAGACUUGUCCCCAAAAUGAAUGCCAAGGCUUUGGCUCAAAGGGCUAGCACAGUCUUGUGAUGUGCAGGAGACCUGGGUUUCAAACCAUCACACAUGCAGUGAUUUAUAACACCGACUCAGUCAUGGGACUUGGGCUGCAUUGUCACAGGCAUACCAUUUAUGAAGUUUUUACCACCAAUUGGUCUUUUGACCAAUCAGAUCUUUUGCCAAUAAUUGGGCAGCUUGUGUAAACACUGCCAUAGAAGUAGAUAUUUUGAGUUUCCAAACCCACUCCCUCUGUUGAUGCUCCUUACCUUACUCAGAUAAUGUGCAGUGGGCUCCUUUUGGUGGGUUUGGAACAACAAUGUAGGUAGUCAUGUUACCAGCCAUGGUAUUAUUUUGAACCGUCAAAGGCUGCAAAAUGCAGCUAUCAGUAUUACAGUUUGAUGAGAUACUAACUAUACGCAUGGUCCCAGAUCUAUUUGUUCUGUCUUGCCAACUCUUCUAGUCAUUGUCAUGCCAGACAGUACAAACAGAUCUGGGAUCAGCAUAACAAACUAUCCAGUGGGAGCAUCAUCAUCUAACACUCAUCAUCACAUUGUGAGAAUUCACUUUUUGUUUUUGCUAUACAUAGACUUUGCCUUUAUAUUAACUUAUGAAUGAUGCCUCUAUAGAUCUUCAAAAAGUGCUUUAUUGAUUUUUAUUUUGAUGAUGAUUAUUAUACUGUAUUUUGCCACUUCUAACCAGUUUCCAAAUGUUUUGUUAGAAUUUGUCCAGUAGAGUGCAGUGUCGCUUUUGGAACAUACAGAUACCUGCCAAAAUAAUGGAAACACUUGAGUAAAUGAGGGAUACAAAGUAAAUUGAGUGCAGUAUGUGGUUCCUGAGUUAAUUAUGCGAUUACCAUCCCAUCAUGCUUAGGGUCAUGUAUAAAAAUUAUGGGCAAGCCAUUAUUUUGGCUGCCAUGACUAUGCCCCCAUAGGAUGACAAUGCCCCCAUCCACAGGUCACGAAUUGUCAUUGAAUGGUUUAAUGAGCAUGAAAACGAUGUAAGCCAUAUGCCAUGGCCGUCUCAGUCACCAGAUCUCAAGCCAAUUAAACACUUAUGGGAUAUUCUGCAGCGACGCCUGAGACAGCCUUUUCCAUCACAAUCAACAAAACACAAAAUUAUAUAAAAAAAAUUUGUGGAAGAAUGGUGUCACAUCCCUACAAUAGAGUUCCAGACACUUGUAGAAUAUAUGCCAAGGCACAUUGAAACUGUUCUGGUUUGUGGUAUCCCAACGCCCUAUUAAGACACUUUAUGUUGUGGUUUCUUUUAUUUUGGAAGUUACCUUACCUGUAGCAGCUGCCUCUUUUUGUAUAUACAUAAUUAGCCGUCUCCAAUACCUUUGGUAAAUAGAUAGGAUAUUUUCAUUAACAUAAACAUGUAUUAAUUCACCUUCAUUCAGUAAACAACCAUACAUUUAGUGCCAAUACAAGUCUGUCUUUUUCAUGCCAAUUUCAGCAAUGGCUCGAUCUAUUCAUCGAUCCUGCCACAGAUCACCUGUUGCCAUCCCAUAGCCAAAAUAGAACAUUGCCACAACCCCCCACCCCCCCCACACACACACACACAUACACACACACACACACACACACUCCCUCUCUCUCUCACACACACACACACACACACACACACACACACACACACACACACACACACACACACACACACACACACACACACACACACACACACCUCUGCCAUCUCAGAACUGCAUUCCAAAGAGCACAUGCCCAAUCAGCGUAUGUGUAGCCACGGUGACAACAAGCUCAUUCCAGUCAACAGGCUUACCUUAGGUCAUGCCUAUAGAAUCAUUGUCAUCUUAGUCUGCCCAGGGGACUGUGUCACAAACUAGUAUGACUCAGCAGUGGUGUCACUCUAUACUAAUGCCUGUCAUAUCCUGCAGUACUCCCCUAGCCAUUCCUUAGUGGCCAAAAUGUCAACAAAAAACUGCCAUAGUAUAUUGCACAUCUACCUAUACCUACCAUUUCUGGCCAGUAUCAGUUUGGGAAGAUAAAAAUGUAAAGUUGUCUGAAACCUAUAUAUUGUGGACUCUGAGGACACAAUUCAGAUUGUUUUUAAUGUAAAUGAAUAUGAUAAACUGGGAGCUGUUUGGUGAAGACCCGUUUGUAAAGUGAAUAAAGGCUAUUCUGACAGUAACAACA
Molecule: messenger RNA, 6633 nt
Organism: Salmo salar (Atlantic salmon)
Lineage: Eukaryota; Metazoa; Chordata; Actinopteri; Salmoniformes; Salmonidae
Product: sine oculis-binding protein homolog
Biological process (GO): animal organ development
Cellular component (GO): nucleus
Source: RefSeq, a predicted model, not a curated record